GGUCAAAAGUGUUUACUAACACUAUAGAAAGCCGACAAACAAAUUGUUUACAAAAAAAACUUACGCGAAAAAACUGAACUUACUAGCCAUUUAAUCGUAAUUAAGUAGUCGUGUUCGAAAAAUCAAGUAAACCUCUUGUUAUGCCGAAGAACGGAAGUGCUGGUCACCGGAACAAUGCUCCCAGGAAACGCCAAACGCCAGCGGUGCAACUGGAUGAGAAAAUCCCAAUUGUCCAGGCUUUUCGCAACUACUCCAAUGAACUGACCAUGAAACAUGAUCGCCACGAACGGAUCGUCAAGCUGAGUCGCGACAUCACCAUAGAGUCUAAGCGGAUCAUCUUCCUGCUGCACUCAAUCGAUUCGCGUAAGCAGAACAAGGAGAAGGUUUUGGAGGAGGCGCGUCAGCGGCUGACCAAGUUGAUCGAGGUGAACUUUAGGGCCGUGGCCCUGGAGCUGCGCGACCAGGAUGUCUACCAGUUCCGAGCCGCGUACUCACCUGGCUUGCAGGAAUUCAUCGAAGCAUACACCUAUAUGGAGUACCUGUGCUACGAGGACGGGGAAGGCGAGAAUGGAACCAAAAGCGUUUCCGACUGGCAGGCCAUCCAGGCGGUGAUGCAGUACGUCGAGGAGAGCAGCAAGCCUAAGGAGGAACCAACGGAUGGCGAAGAAUUGGAGGUGGUGGCUCUUGCCGAGGAGGAAAUCCCCAAGAAGUUUCAGUUCUUCGUGGACCCUACUGAGUAUAUUCUGGGACUGUCUGAUCUUACUGGAGAACUGAUGCGUCGCUGCGUCAAUUCACUGGGCAGCGGGGAUACUGACACCUGUUUGGAGACCUGCAAGACCUUGCAGCACUUUUACACUGGUUACAUCAGUCUGAAUUGCCAGAGAGCCCGGGAACUAUGGCGCAAGAUCACCACUAUGAGGCAGAGCGUCCUCAAGGCCGAGAAUGUCUGCUACAAUGUGAAAGUACGCGGCGGUGAGGCUGCCAAAUGGGGUGCCACCUUUGACCAAAAACCAGCUGAAGAUGUGGAUGAGGGCUUCUACUAAGCAAACUUCAUAGGCAUAAGUUCACAACAAACGAAUAUAUAUAUUAAACCAAUUAUUUGGUAAAUGGAACGUUCGGUCCAGGUUAACAAUGAA
Messenger RNA from Drosophila rhopaloa, 1136 nucleotides. RefSeq names its product translin-associated protein X (gene Trax). NCBI's taxonomy places the organism in Eukaryota, Metazoa, Arthropoda, Insecta, Diptera, Drosophilidae. The record is from RefSeq and is a predicted model, not a curated record. Gene Ontology annotation, cellular component: nucleus; cytoplasm. Gene Ontology annotation, molecular function: sequence-specific DNA binding; RNA endonuclease activity; RNA binding.